Molecule: messenger RNA, 1005 nt
Organism: Lachancea thermotolerans CBS 6340
Lineage: Eukaryota; Fungi; Ascomycota; Saccharomycetes; Saccharomycetales; Saccharomycetaceae
Product: KLTH0G16830p
Exons: 1
Coding region: 1-1005 (334 amino acids)
Source: RefSeq, a predicted model, not a curated record
AUGCUCUCUCAGGCCGGGAACGUCUCAAACGGAGGUGGCCAUUUGCGUACCCUGAGGUGCACAUCAAAGGAAAAUGGCAGCGAUGUGAUAACCGAGGCUGAAGAUUACUUCGAUUUGUGUGAUUCUGAAAAGCGUGAAGGGUACUCAUAUCACAAUGCCACCAACACGCCGGCCAGAAGCGGUGAUGAUGGAGAGGAAGGUAGCGGAAAUCAUACUAAGACAGGCUCGAGCAUUGAGGCCCCUACGCCCCCAAAUAUGAGCACAAAAAAGACCAGGAGUAAUAAACGUUGUUCCUUGAGGUCAUCUGAUGAAACGCCAUCAACACUCGACAAGGGAUUUUAUCAAGGCAAGACCUCGGCGGUAUUGUCGUGGGAAACAAGUAAAGAUGAAUCAUCUGAUGAGAGUAGUUCCAUGAGCAGUCGAGUGUAUGGAAGCGGUGAUGAACUAAGUGAAGACGAAGAUGAGUCGGACUAUUAUUAUAAUGCCUCGCCUCGGCUGUUCUCCAAGUGCUCUCCUCGCAAGCAGCUUACUGUUGUUGGCAGGGAGAACAAGCUACAGGAAGGCUGUUUAUCUAAUCCUGAAAAGUUCGAAACUCUGUGCGAAAAUAGUAACAUACGCGGAUUGGAGAUUGAUAACUGCUAUAAUAAGCGGCAACAAAGGACAUCUGUCCUACGCUUUAGGGCUCCAGGCAGAAAAUGCCGUGAGAAGCCCAAAGAGUUUUCCUUCCGUCUAGAACACAAGGACCGUCCCAUUGAAUUGAGUUACGUAGAGGCUUCAAUUGAAGCGGAGAUCGGUAGGCUCCCAAGAACGCCGGCACCAAAAGGAGAAAGGACCGAAAACACGAUAAACGACACAUUAGCAAACGCAGACCUGUGCCUGGGCAAGCUUUCAGCUUUGAAUCCUUGCUGGAAGAACAACUUCGAGCUGAGGAUCAAUGAUAGCUCAAUGCUUGACCGCCGUAAGAAUAAAAAUGCCAUUAAUCUCAUAAAUCAGUCCAGACCAUAA